ACCAUCUUAGACCGUCGAUGCGGGCAGCACUCGGAUAAAUAAGGGAGAUUGUACAGUUCCGAGAGUGACUCAAGAAAUCAUGGCGGACAAAGGGAAAUCAUCCGGCAGGGGGGACAAGCGGAGGAGGUACCGAUCGGACGGCACACCAAUAUGGGGCAAGCGAGCCAUAGACGGUCCUGGUAUCUGGGUUACCUGUGUCAAGGGAAAGGAGAAACAGACCGUCGGGGAGCUGUACGAUCUCUUCGAAGCUCUCGCUGAGGAAAUGUGGCCAGCGCAAGCCCAUGAUGGCAGCGACAAUGAUGAGAUGAACGACAAGGCAGACGAUCUGGAAGCGCAGAUCGCGAAGGAAAUGGCUGCUAUGAAGAAGCCUCGGAAGGAACAGAUAUUCGCGAAUUGUCAAACGAACACACCGUGCGUGAUCUUCAUCUCGUGUAAGCCGCCGGUUGAUCCUAUCGCUCUUGUCAUCAAGUACGUUCAAGAUGUAGUGGAAACUGGGAUAACGAGAACGAAGUAUACGCAGCGGCUCACCCCAGUGUCGGGAUCUUGCGUAGCCAACCUACCUGAGAUCUGUGGGCUUUUCAAGAAAGUCAUUCUCCCCUUCUUCCUGGACGCAGGGGAUAAAAAAUAUCGUUACAAAAUUGAGCUGCGAAUACGCAACCACCAUACAGUGUCCCGCGACCCCCUGCUAGCGGAAUUAGCCGCCCUCGUACCAGAGGGACACAAGGUGGAUCUGAAGUCACCGGAAGUGUUCAUCCUCGUAGAGCUUUUCAAGAGCGUGUGCGGGAUGAGCGUAGUCAAAGACUACUAUCGCCUACAAAAGUUCAAUGUGAUGGAAAUAGCAAACACGAAGCAGGAAGGAGCCGAUUUUACGGAGGGUGAGGGCCGUGUGUCGUGAUUUGGCAGGUACAGGACAGCUUGUUACAUAUGAUGGUAGUAAACCUCGUCCACGAUUCCUUGAAUCUGACGUCUCUCAGGAUGCCCUAAGUCAUGACUGGUGCGGAGACCUGCGCAAAUCCUGGCUGUCCCUUUGUAGUCGUAAACUGAUCGAAUACAG
This is a messenger RNA of Gloeophyllum trabeum ATCC 11539, 1054 nucleotides long. RefSeq lists its product as uncharacterized. The record is from RefSeq and is a predicted model, not a curated record. Bases 80 to 895 code for a protein of 271 amino acids. Gene Ontology annotation, molecular function: RNA binding. The transcript has 8 exons. Gene Ontology annotation, biological process: tRNA modification. NCBI's taxonomy places the organism in Eukaryota, Fungi, Basidiomycota, Agaricomycetes, Gloeophyllales, Gloeophyllaceae.